Penicillium oxalicum is the source of this 291-nucleotide messenger RNA. RefSeq lists its product as uncharacterized. The record is from RefSeq and is a predicted model, not a curated record. Bases 1 to 291 code for a protein of 96 amino acids. NCBI's taxonomy places the organism in Eukaryota, Fungi, Ascomycota, Eurotiomycetes, Eurotiales, Aspergillaceae. The transcript has a single exon.
AUGUGUGUGACCGUUUCCAAUCUCCCGAUUCCUUUUGAGGGCCCACGAACCAUCCUGAAUCAUGCAAGCUCCACCAGGCGCGACCAGUCCUUCUGGUCUUUUCGAGCAGUGGAUCUGGUCCUCAAGGAAGUGGAGAAUUCCUUCAUCGUGCUGACGCCUCUGAUUGAUGACCCGAAUGGCCCCUCUCUCUCCCAGUUGACGUUGACUUACAAAUCCAAGCCUUCGGAGAUAAAAUGGAACGUGCUGUACCAGCCAAGUGAGCUGUCCAAGGUGGCCAUUUGUUGGAGAUAA